This is a messenger RNA of Schistosoma margrebowiei, 963 nucleotides long. Lineage: Eukaryota; Metazoa; Platyhelminthes; Trematoda; Strigeidida; Schistosomatidae. The record is from the annotation of a GenBank genome assembly.
AAUUGGUCAAAUGUCGAAUUAUUUAGGAAGAGAUUUGUCACGUCAUCUUUUGAAUGAGAAGGGAUUAUUCGCUGCCAGAUGGUCUCUUGAAGGAGAAGAUAAAGAGAAUACACCCAUAGUAACUAAUCUGUUAUAUCCGAAUGGGAAGAUAUCUAUCUUUUAUGAGAACAAUAUUUUUGAAAUUUCAAACACUACAGUGUACGGAAUCCGUGGAUUCUUUCAAUGUAAAACAGGUAAGACAGAACAUGAGAUAUCUGUUCCUUCAAAAUGGAUCAAAACUGGCACGUUAGUGGAGUAUGAAGUCAUUGGCACAAUUUGUCCAAUACACAAUUCAUUUGAAGCAUGUCGAAAAGCAACAACAUCGAAUGUAAAAUGUAUUUGGUGUGAGAAAUGGAACACGUGCAUCGACAGUCAUCAUCAGGAUAAUCAUUUCUUUAAAGUGAAUGAUUGCCAUUUUAAGAGCCCGGAUGUUAACGAUGUGAGUACAUCGACACCCGUCAAUCAAAACGGAACAACAUUUGGGAUCCCUGAAGUUCAGGUUGGAGGAAACGUCAAGGAAACUACCAAUGGAAAUGAACAAUACUCGAGCCCGGAUGUUAACGAUGUGAGUACAUCGACACCCGUCAAUCAAAACGGAACAACAUUUGGGAUCCCUGAAGUUCAGGUUGGAGGAAACGUCAAGGAAACUACCAAUGGAAAUGAACAAUACUCGAGCCCCGAUGUUAACGAUGUGAGUACAUCGACACCCGUCAAUCAAAACGGAACAACAUUUGGGAUCCCUGAAGUUCAGGUUGGAGGAAACGUCACGGAAACUACCAAUGGAAAUGAACAAUACUCGAAUGCGACCACUGAAAUAACUCAAGAAAGUGAACAGAACAAAUCACUUUGGUAUCUGUAUAUUGUUAUUCCUUCCGUCGUCUUCUUCUUUGCUGCAUGCAUCAGUUGUGUUAUUUGUAGAUGGUA